This is a messenger RNA of Solanum tuberosum (potato), 3773 nucleotides long. RefSeq lists its product as uncharacterized. Bases 286 to 3381 code for a protein of 1031 amino acids. Gene Ontology annotation, molecular function: ATP binding; ATP hydrolysis activity. The record is from RefSeq and is a predicted model, not a curated record. The transcript is spliced from 25 exons. NCBI's taxonomy places the organism in Eukaryota, Viridiplantae, Streptophyta, Magnoliopsida, Solanales, Solanaceae. Gene Ontology annotation, cellular component: mitochondrial outer membrane.
CGUGCGGAUGCUUGUUUUUAUAGAGUUUUGGUGUUUCUCAACACAUCGGAGCAGUCACAGUUGCUCCUUCCUAGGUUACCUCUUAAGCAUAAACGGUAAUCUCUCUCCUUCUGUCACCUUCCCCUUUUCAAGCAAGGGUCAUCCCUAUUUCUCUUUACCUCACCUACAAACUACUUUUUCUCUCCUAUGGCCACUGCUUUCUGAGUUUACAUUAUUAUCAAGAUUAUACCCCAAAAAAAAAAAACAAAAAAAAACAAGGUAUUAUUAUACCUUUAAUAAGUUGCAAUGUAUGUGAGGAGAAUAAGAAACAACAACCAAAGAUGGAAUCUUGUAUUUCAGCGUUUUAACCAUUAUGUUAGUUCUGGCUACAGAACUUACUCCCCUACACAAUCUUCAAUCGUUACACAGAUACCUUUAGACUGCAACUCUCUAGGCAGCGUGAUAGGAAGAGCUUUGUUAGAUACAUCCAAGUCAAUACAGACUGCUUCUCAACGGGAGAAUAUAAGGUUGUUGAGGAGUUCACCUGCUAGUUGGAGGUGGACAUAUUUAAGGUAUUUUAGCUCUAAAGGUGAUGGUAGGGAUGCAAGUGAGGAUAAACAUGUACACACGAGAGAUGGUGCGAGCUCUGAUAAGGGAACAGUUCGGAAGGAAAAAAGUGGUCAAGAUGUGAGACAUUGUGAUGCACAUACUCAGCUUGGUGAGCAAGAGCAGAAGGAGUGGCUCCGGAAUGAAAAGCUGUCUAUAGAGAGUAAGAAGAAAGAAUCACCUUUCCUGAGUAGACGGGAAAGAUUUAAAAAUGAAUUCUUACGGAGGGUUGUUCCAUGGGAGAAAAUAGCUCUAUCAUGGGAUACAUUUCCUUAUUAUAUCCAUGAACAUACAAAAAAUGUUUUAAUGGAGUGUGUUGCUUCCCAUUUAACGCACAAGAAGGUUACUGUGGCUUAUGGUGGCCGCUUGAGUUCUUCAAGUGGGAGAAUCAUGCUUCAGAGUAUACCAGGGACUGAGCUUUAUCGAGAAAGACUAGUUCGAACCCUUGCUCGAGAUUUAGAAGUACCAUUACUGGUGCUUGAUAGCAGCAUUCUAGCUCCAUAUGACUUUGGUGAAGAUUGCUCAUCUGAAAGCGAAUCAGAUGUAGAAUCAGGUGAAGAGUGUACUUCUGAUUCUGAAAUAGAAGAUGCAAAUGAUGCAAGUAACGAGGAAGAAUGGACAAGCAGCGCUGAGACAAAGUCAGAAGCUAGUGAGGAAGACGUUGAUGUUGAGGCAUCAGUGGAAGCCUUAGAAAAACUUAUUCCAUUCAACCUUGAAGACUUUGAGAAGAGAGUUUCCGGAGAACUUGAAAGUUCCUCAGAAUCAACCCCGGAUGCUGUUGAUCAAUCAGAGAAAGCUCAACGUCCCUUCAAAAAAGGAGAUCGAGUUAAAUAUACUGGACCUUCUGGUGUUGUGAAAGCCGAUAACAGGAUUUUAUUGGGGAAGAUACCUACUUCUGGUGGUCCAACGAAUGCUUACACUGUUAUUCAUGGAAGGUCCAUGUCCAGUGGUCAACGUGGUGAGAUAUAUGAGGUGAAUGGUGAUCAGGUUGCUGUAAUUUUUGAUGUUAGCGAAAAGCAAACCAUGGAAGAAGAGAAAGACGAGAAACCCAAAGCACAGGAUGUGAAACCAUCAAUAUACUGGAUUCCUGCCAACGAGAUUGAGCAUGAUCUUGAUGCUCAGGCUGAAGACUGCUACAUUGCCAUGGAGGUGCUAUGUGAGGUUUUGAAGUCUGCACAGCCUAUUAUUGUGUACUUUCCAGAUUCUUCAUUAUGGCUGUCUAGAGCUGUUUCCAAGGCAAAUAGAAAAGAAUUUGUGCACAAGGUGCAAGAAAUGUUUGACCAAUUAUCAGGACCUGUUGUCUUGAUCUGUGGUCGAAACAAAGUUGAAACAGGGUCAAAAGAAAAAGAGAAAUUUACCAUGAUUCUUCCCAAUUUGGGCCGCCUAGCGAAGUUGCCUCUUUCUCUGAAACGACUAACGGAGGGAUUAAGAGCAACAAAACAUUCUGUAGACGAUGAUAUACAUAAGCUCUUCUCUAACGUAAUGAGUAUUCAUCCGCCAAAGGAGGAAGAUCUUCUUAAGACAUUUAAUAAACAGAUUGAAGAAGACAGGAGAAUUGUAAUAGCUCGUAGUAACCUAAAUGAAUUAUACAAGGUUCUGGAAGAGCACGAACUUUCAUGCAUUGAUUUGUUGCAUGUAAAUACUGAUGAUGUGAUUCUGACCAAGCAGAAAGCUGAGAAAGUUAUUGGCUGGGCCAAAAAUCAUUACUUGUACACAUGUGUCCAUCCAUCUAUUAAAGGGGAUAGAUUGUAUCUGCCUCGUGAAAGCGUUGAAACUGCAAUUUUGAGGUUGAAGGAGCAAGAAACAAUGUCAAAAAAGCCUUCUCAGAAUCUUAAGAAUCUUGCCAAGGAUGAGUAUGAGAACAACUUUGUGUCAGCAGUCGUUCCACAAGGUGAAAUCGGAGUCAAAUUUGAUGAUAUCGGUGCUCUUGAAGAAGUAAAGAAGGCAUUGAAUGAACUUGUAAUCCUACCAAUGCGGAGACCAGAGCUUUUCUCCCGUGGAAAUCUGUUGCGGCCUUGCAAGGGGAUUUUACUCUUUGGGCCUCCUGGAACUGGAAAAACUCUUGUUGCUAAGGCUCUUGCAACAGAAGCUGGGGCUAAUUUCAUCAGUAUUACUGGUUCAACCCUUACAUCAAAGUGGUUUGGAGAUGCUGAAAAGCUUACCAAGGCACUCUUCUCAUUUGCCAGUAAGCUGGCUCCUGUAAUAAUUUUUGUUGAUGAGGUUGAUAGCUUACUUGGUGCUCGUGGUGGUUCAUUUGAGCACGAGGCAACUAGAAGGAUGCGGAAUGAGUUUAUGGCUGCAUGGGAUGGUUUGAGAUCAAAGGAGAACCAGAAGAUCCUUAUACUUGGUGCAACAAAUCGUCCCUUUGAUCUUGAUGAUGCUGUUAUUCGCCGUUUACCUAGGAGGAUAUAUGUGGACCUACCAGAUGCAGCAAAUCGCUUAAAGAUACUAAAGAUAAUUCUUGCUCGGGAAAAUUUGGAGUCGGAAUUCCCCUAUGAGAAUCUUGCAAAUGCAACUGAUGGUUAUUCUGGCAGUGAUUUGAAGAACCUGUGCAUUGCGGCAGCUUAUAGACCUGUUCAAGAGAUACUAGAAGAAGAGAAGGAGCCUGAAUCACUGGGAAGUAGAAAAGAUGGAAUUCCAGUGUUAAGACCUCUCACUGUAGACGAUUUCAUUCAGUCAAAAGCGAAGGUGGGGCCAUCAGUCGCAUAUGAUGCCGCAAGCAUGAAUGAGCUGAGAAAAUGGAAUGAUCAAUACGGCGAAGGUGGAAGUAGGAGAAAGUCUCCAUUUGGCUUUUGAGUCCAAUAUUAACAGGCGAAGGAGGUAGUAAGCGAGUCCACCAUUUGGCUUGCGACUCUAAAUUAACAGAGUACGUUGUCGUUAGAAUUGUUUUUUUUAGGUAGAAACAUGAAUGUAUAAUUUUUUUUGGAAGGUUUAUAUUUUUUCUUUACCCCAAAUGUUCCAAUGAGUGGCUUAACUUGUUAAGGUUUGUUAAGUAAUCAAGUAACAAAGCAGGCAGAGAUAGGUUUAGGAACAGAGCUAUAGAAGAAACAGACUUUAGAAUGCCAGUGUGUACUAAUAUAAAGUUCAAUUUUGUAGUUCUUGCUCUGUUACAAGGAAAAAAAAAAAUGAAAUGUCGAACAUCAAAAAUAAUUUUUUUCUGCUGUAAUUUAAUGAAACCUUAAUUUCUA